AUGGCUGUUACUAGUAUUAUCCAGUGUCAAAUCCUCAACGCAUUUUCUUUCAACAAAAAUCAAAAUCAAAUUAAGAAAUUAUCAUUAGCCAAAUUAUCUCCAACGCAACUUCUUGUAAACCAAAAGCGUUGCCCGCAAACUAAACUUGAAGCACUUGCCAACGUUGUCGAUGACCUCGAAGCCGCUGUCAAAAAUGGCAUACAGAUCGAUGAUCCCAGUAUGUUUUCUUCACUCCUUGAAACUUGCUUUCGUUUGGAAGCUGUUGAACAAGGUAUCCGGAUUCACCACUUAAUACCAAAAACACUUCUACGCAGAAACGUGGGUAUCUCAUCAAAGCUUCUUCGAUUGUACUCGUCUAAUGGCUAUAUCGAUGAAGCCCACCAAGUGUUCGACUAUAUGUAUGACAGAAACUCAUCUGCUUUUGCUUGGAAUUCACUUAUAUCAGGCUAUACCGAAACGGGAUUGUACGAAGACGCAUUGGCUUUAUAUUUUCAAAUGGUGGAAGAGGGUGUAGACCCAGAUGGGUUCACGUUUCCUCGUGUUCUUAAAGCUUGUGGUGGCAUGGGCUUGAUUCACGUCGGGCAACAAGUUCACCGUGAGAUUAUUCGUUGUGGGUAUGUGAACGAUGGAUUUGUGCUUAACGGGUUGGUUGACAUGUACGCUAAGUGUGGUGACAUUGUGAAAGCACGCAAAGUGUUUGAUAAAAUUCCUUCAAAAGAUAUAGUUUCGUGGAACUCGAUGCUUACAGGCUACGUGAAACACCAACUCUUAUUCGACGCUUUGGUCAUAUUUCGAUUCAUGAUACAAGACGGGUACGAGCCAGACUCCAUUUCAAUUUCCACAAUUCUCACAGCUGAGCUGUCACAAAAACUCGUAUCCCAAAUUCACGGAUGGGUUCUUCGUAAGGGAACAGAAUGGAAUCUACCAAUCGCCAAUUCUCUGAUUCUUGUUUACACAAAUCAUGGCAGGUUGGAUUUAGCACGAUGGGUGUUCGAUGAAAUGCCUGAAAGAGAUCUGGUUUCAUGGAACACCAUAAUAUCAGUACACAAAAACCACCGAAAUGCCCUUUCAUACUUCAAUCGUAUGUUGAAUUCCAAUACUUCCCCCGACGCCAUUACAUUCGUUUCUGUAUUAACAGCUUGUGCUCAUUUGAGAUUGGUGAAAGAUGGGGAAAUGUUGUUUUCUAAAAUGACAGAAAAAUACGGGAUAAUUCCAAGUAUGGAACACUAUGCAUGUUUGGUGAAUCUUUAUGGUAGGGCUGGAUUGAUUGUUGAAGCUUACAAAGUGAUUACUGAUAAAAUGCAAUUUGCAGCAGGUCCGACUGUUUGGGGAGCUUUAUUACACGCUUGUUAUGUUUAUAAGAAUGUAGAAAUUGGGGAAAUUGCUGCUGAAAAUCUGUUUGAGUUGGAACCCGAUAAUGAUCAUAAUUUUAAGCUUUUGAUGCAGAUUUAUGGGAAAGUGAAACGUGUACAUGAUGUUGAAAGAGUUAGAGUGAUGAUGGUUACCAGAGGGAUCGAUUGUUAA
Messenger RNA from Lactuca virosa, 1524 nucleotides. The record is from the annotation of a GenBank genome assembly. Lineage: Eukaryota; Viridiplantae; Streptophyta; Magnoliopsida; Asterales; Asteraceae.